AUGACAGGCCCCGUCCUCCAGGUUGUACCAUUCUCUGUUGUACCUCCCCUGUUGUACCGUUGUACCAUUUAUCCGUUGUACCAUCUACCCGUUGUAUCUGCACUCGUUGUACCAUCUGCACCCGUUGUACCAUCUACACCGUUGUACCAUCUACCUCGUUGUACCAUCUGCCUCCUUGUACCAUACCCGUUGUACCAUCUGCACUCGUUGUACCAUCUACCCGUUGUACCAUCUGCACCCGUUGUACCAUCUGCACCCGUUGUACCAUCUACACCCGUUGUACCAUCUGCACCCGUUGUACCAUCUGCACCCGUUGUACCAUCUACACCCGUUGUGCCAUCUGCCGUUGUACCAUCUGCCGUUGUACCAUCUGCACCCGUUGUACCAUCUGCCGUUGUACCAUCUGCCCGUUGUUCCAUCUGCACCCGUUGUACCAUCGCCGUUGUACCAUCUACACCCGUUGUACCAUCUGCCCGUUGUACCAUCUGCCCGUUGUACCAUCUGCACCCGUUUACCAUCACCCGUUGUACCAUCUGCACCCGUUGUACCAUCUGCACCCGUUGUACCAUCUCACCCGUUGUACCAUCUGCCCGUUGUACCAUCUACACCCGUUGUACCAUCUGCACCGUUGUACCAUCACCCGUUGUACCAUCUGCACCCGUUGUACCAUCUGCCCGUUGUACCAUCUGCACCCGUUGUACCAUCUGCACCCGUUGUACCAUCUGCACCCGUUGUACCAUCUGCACCCGUUGUACCAUCUGCACCGUUGUACCAUCUGCACCCGUGCCACCAUCUGCACCCGUUGUACCAUCUGCACCGUUAUUGCCAUCUGCUCCUUGUACCAUCUGCCUCCUUGUACCAUCUGCACGCCAUCACACCCGUUGUACCAUCUGCACCCGUUGUACCAUCUGCACCCGUUGUACCAUCUGCACCCGUUGUACCAUCUGCGCCGUUGUACCAUCUGCACCCUUGUACCAUCUACACCCGUUGUACCAUCUGCCCGUUGCCAUCUGCCGUUCCCAUCUACACCGUUGUACCAUCUGCCCCGUUGUACCAUCUGCACCGUUGUACCUGCACCCGUUGUACCAUCUGCCCGUUGUUGCCAUCUGCACCCGUUGUACCAUCUACCCGUUGUACCAUCUACCCGUUGUACCAUCUGCACCCGUUGUACCAUCUGCACCCGUUGUACCAUCUACCCGUUGUACCAUCUGCACCCGUUGUACCAUCACCCGUUGUACCAUCUACCGUUGUACCAUCUACACCCGUUGUACCAUCUGCACCGUUGUACCAUCUGCCCGUUGUACAUCUGCACCCGUUGUACCAUCUGCCGUUGUACCAUCUCGCAGUUGUGCCAUCUGCACCGUUGUACCAUCUACACCCGUUGUGCCAUCUGCACUCGUUGUACCAUCUGCACCCGUACCCAUCUACACCCGUUGUGCCAUCUACCGUUGUACCAUCUGCCCGUUGUGCAUCUGCCCGUUGUACAUCUACACCCGUUGUACCAUCCCCGUUGUACCAUCUACACCCGUUGUACCAUCUGCGCAUUGUACCAUCUACACCCGUUGUACCAUGCACCCGUUGUACCAUCUGCCCGUUGUACCAUCUGCCCGUUGUACCAUCUGCCGUUGCACCAUCUGCACCCGUUGUACCAUCUGUAUCCAUUGUACCAUAUAUUGUACCACAUUUGUACCAUCCACUACCAUUGUACCAGCGUUAUACCAUGUACCGUCUCCACCAUACAAGUUACUCUCUCUUGGGUAUUUUAAGUCGUUCUCGAGGCCAUAG
Homarus americanus (American lobster) is the source of this 1785-nucleotide messenger RNA. RefSeq lists its product as uncharacterized. The transcript is spliced from 2 exons. Lineage: Eukaryota; Metazoa; Arthropoda; Malacostraca; Decapoda; Nephropidae. Bases 1 to 1785 code for a protein of 594 amino acids. The record is from RefSeq and is a predicted model, not a curated record.